CUCCCUCCAAUCAAACCCGCCGCAGCCGCAAGCUUCCAUCGAGGCCAGGAGGAAGGAUGAUUAUGUACAGCUCCGUUGAUCGACUCCGUGCAGCCGCCGCCAACUUCGUGCAUCCGACGACGAUGACUCUAUGCAGCUGACAAUGAUGACUCCGUGCAGUCGACGACGACCCCGUGCAGCCGACAGCGCCGCUGUCUUUCUCUCCAGGUCGGCGACUGUUUGUUUCUCGGAUGGUGAAUCGGCGAAGGGUUCGAUGGCUCUGUAUCGUUUCCCUAUUCAUCCCACUCCGACUGAAGACGGCGCACCCGCGAGGUUGAUUUCAACUCCUCCGGAUUCUGAGUCGGCUAUUGGCGAGAUUUGAUGUAUUGGUAGUGAUCUAUUGUUUUGGUAGUUAUCUUCUCACAUGUAUAGCUUGGCGUGGAAUGGUAGUGUUCAUUGGUAUAUUUGCAAUGGUAGUGUUCCAGUUUUAUGCAAGCUAGUUGUUGGACUUUUUGUGUGUUCAUUGGUAUGUUUGCAAUGACUAAAAUUCAUACCAAACUAAUCAGACACAACAAUACGUUGCACAAUAAGGCAAAAUCAAUACCAUUUCAAUAAUUAUAAUCACAAUACCAAUCCAAUUCAUACCACCAGAAUCAAUCCAAUAUUAAAUUUGUUCCAAUACAAUCAGUACAGAUUU
Molecule: messenger RNA, 676 nt
Organism: Linum trigynum
Lineage: Eukaryota; Viridiplantae; Streptophyta; Magnoliopsida; Malpighiales; Linaceae
Source: the annotation of a GenBank genome assembly